This is a messenger RNA of Sphaeroforma arctica JP610, 1739 nucleotides long. RefSeq lists its product as hypothetical. Gene Ontology annotation, cellular component: membrane. The transcript has 3 exons. Lineage: Eukaryota; Ichthyosporea; Ichthyophonida. The record is from RefSeq and is a predicted model, not a curated record. Gene Ontology annotation, biological process: carbohydrate transport; transmembrane transport. Bases 70 to 1428 code for a protein of 452 amino acids. Gene Ontology annotation, molecular function: carbohydrate:proton symporter activity.
CAUAGUUCCCCAUCAUAUAAUAUAAAAAACAGUUUGAAUCAAGUGGUUCAAGUAUAUCUUACAACCACCAUGGAAAAGAAAAACGAAUUGGAGUCAACCACUCACUUGAGUGGCUCUGCUACAGAGGUUUCCGAACAGGACUACUCAGCCGCUCGUGACGCCAUGCCAAACAAUUUGACAUACAUCGCAGUGUUUGUUGCCAUGUUGGGAGCCAUGAUGUUUGGUCUGGAUCAAGGUAACUUUGGUAAUGUACAGAGUUUCCCAGACUUCCAAGAGCACUGGUGCCUUGGUCACGACUACGGAACUCAGAAUACCUGUGGACUCGGCACUGAAGAAUCGUGUGCUGGUACCGCGGCCACUGAACAGGCAUGCAUUUCUAGUGGCAUUACUGAUGAUAUGGCGUGCUGUAGUGAGCUUGUAGCCGCCAACAGUGCGUGGCACAACGACUUCGUUCUGUGGGGUGCUACUCUAAUCACAUUGGGAGCCGCUGCUGGUGGGUUGCUUGUAGGUCCUUUCCUAACCAAUGGAUUUGGUCGUCGCUUGUGUACCUGUGUUGGUGCGAUUGUCACCAUCAUAGGCUGUCUAUUCUCCUCUCUUCUGUCAUUCGACGUUGUUGGUGUCUUUUUCGCUGCUCGUUUCCUCACUGGAUUCGGAGUAGGUGUAUGCUGCUUUGCGUUGCCCUUGUACAACUCUGAGAUUGCCACCCCGGGAAUCCGUGGAAUGACUGGAUCAAUGUUCCAGAUGAACGUUGUGCUUGGGUCUCAUACUUCGCGCCAUUCCCGCAAGAAGGGAUACGAUGAAGGAGCUGAGUUACUUACCAAGAUCCGUGGUGGAGAUAUCACUGCCGAAGCACAGGAAAUAUAUGAGCAGUUGAAGGCAGAGGAGGAAGCCGGUACUGUAUCUUACGGAGAUCUUUUCUCCGACUCUAACUUGCGCAAGCGUAUGUUGAUUGGUGUCUUCUUGCAGAUAGCCCAGCAAUUGACAGGUUUGCUCGAUUCCAAGAUUGGAGGACGUCGCAGGCAAUUGUUGAUGGCUACUUUCAUUAUGGGACCUCCUCUCAUCCUGGGCGGUGUCUCCCUACAACUAGAUUGGAACGGCUACAUCACCAUGGUUAUGGUGUGCGUGUACGGAUUCGGUUUCCAGUUAACCUGGGGUAUGAUCCCCUGGAUCUAUCCCUCUGAGAUCUUCUCCAUGAGAGAGAAGGAUAAAGCCAUGUCCUUCGCUGUAUUCUGGCAGUACUUGUUCAAUGCCUCCAUCACCCCUUAUAUAAUGGGCUGGUCCACCCCCGGAACAUUCUACGCGUUCAGUGGAUUGAACUGCAUCAAUUUGGCAUUUGUCAUUUUCUUCAUCAAGGAAACCAAGAAAGUACCACUUGAAGAGAUCCCAGCUCUAUUCGGCGCUAAAGCAGGCGUACGUUCAAUGGCUUAAAUCGGUAUCAUACUAUAUAUUUUCUAGAUUAACUACUAUAGUGUCAUGAGACAAUAUGAACAACUAACAAGAAACUUUUGUUCGGAAUAAAGGUUUAAUCCAUACUUCUUUUAGUUACGUAGGGGCUACUCUUAGAUAGAGCUUCCAUUUAUACAUUUUGUCAUUGUUCCCUCAAAUUCUCUUAUCUGUGGGUACAAGUGCACUUGAAUUCAAGAAUAUAUAUAUAUAUAUACAUAUACCACUCUAUAUGUAGAUAUGUAUAUAAUAAAGCGAGUUGAGUUCUAGUAACUCCUGCUCGUGUAUGAUAUGCU